Messenger RNA from Temnothorax curvispinosus, 990 nucleotides. It is a transcript of the gene Prosalpha6, whose product is annotated as proteasome subunit alpha type-1. The coding region runs from base 103 to 864 and encodes 253 amino acids. The record is from RefSeq and is a predicted model, not a curated record. NCBI's taxonomy places the organism in Eukaryota, Metazoa, Arthropoda, Insecta, Hymenoptera, Formicidae. Gene Ontology annotation, cellular component: proteasome core complex; proteasome core complex, alpha-subunit complex; nucleus. The transcript has 4 exons.
AUUAAUUUGACGAUUGCAUGUAUUUUUUAGUUCCGCAAUCAGUAUGAUAGCGAUGUGACAGUAUGGAGUCCGCAAGGACGACUACAUCAAGUGGAAUAUGCUAUGGAAGCUGUGAAACUGGGAUCAGCUACCGUAGGUGUUAAGAGCAAAACACACGCCGUUCUCAUUGCGCUGAAGAGAGCAUCAUCAGAGCUAUCAGCUCAUCAGAAAAAAAUUAUACCGAUAGACAAACACAUGGGAAUUAGCAUUUCAGGUUUAACAGCUGAUGCAAGAAUAUUGAGCCGUUAUAUGCGGACCGAAUGUCUGAAUUACAAGUAUGCUCACGAUGAUACAUUACCUGUGGGUCGUUUAAUUACAUCUCUGGGAAAUAAGAUGCAAACGUGUACACAAAGAUAUGAUCGACGUCCAUAUGGCGUUGGCUUACUCGUGGCUGGAUAUGAUGAUCAAGGGCCCCAUAUAUAUCAGACUUGUCCGUCAGCAAAUUAUUUCGACUGUAAAGCGAUGGCCAUAGGAUCACGUUCCCAAAGCGCAAGGACAUACUUAGAGAAACACUUGAGUGAAUUUUUAUCAUGCGAUCUUGAUGAGUUAGUCAAGCAUGGCCUUAGAGCGUUACGUGAUACUCUACCUAAUGAAGUCGAUUUAUCAGUGAAGAAUGUAUCAAUUGGGAUAGUAGGAAAGGGUUACGAUUUCACUAUUCUCGACGAAACUACGACGGCUGCUUAUUUGUCCCAAAUUGAAGGGGACGAUAAACGUGGAAGGCCUACUGAGCCAGCUGUGCAAGACGACGCCAGACCUCCGCAAGAUCCGCCAGCCGACGAAGGUCCUCAAGAUCCUCAAGUUGCCAUUGCCAUGGAUACGGAUUAAAAUAGUAGUAAUAUAAAUUUUAUUUGCAUUCAAUUUAUAUAUAACGUAAAGCUGCAUUUUAUGAUUAAAUAUCUCAAUUUUGUAACAACAGUAAAAACCUAUAGAUGACGAAACAUUUAUUAUCAA